AUUUGACAACGCCAUACAUUCUCCUGAGGCACGCCAAGUGGCAUCAAGUGCUCGUGUAUCUACAUGGCUUCACGCGUGCCGCUGCUCGUGAAGAGCAAGGGCCGCAAACCGUCUCGAGUGUCUAUCGCGCCGCGCGCUAAGCCGUCGAAUGCGCCCCGAACGAAGCGUCCAGCGACUGCAGGAAGCGACAAACCCCAAAGCAAUGCAGCUGAGGCAGUGGAACCCGCAGAGGUCCAGAAGUCCAUAGCGAAGCCCACCGCUACAACGGAGAAAAAAUCAACACCAAACACCCGGAAUACUGCUCAAUCAGAGACUCCAGUAGCCAAAAGUGCGGGACCCAAGUCGGUGUCAAUAGGUACAGCUUCUACUGUAACCAAACUGACAGUUGCAACCGAGCCAACGUCUGCUGCAACCACCUCCGAAUCUACAGGGCCUCGCCGAGCUGGAGGGAUCGCGAUUGGUGGCUCGUUAUCAACCCCCAGCUCUAUACUAAAGAGUCCAGGUGCACGUCCCGUUCCUCCUGUACGCUCCCCCAUUGUACUCCCAGUGCAGCGACGUCCUGAGAGACUAGCGAAGAUUACGUCAGCCGGUCCGGUAUACCGACCGAGUCCGGUAAUGCGUCCUCGAGCUGGUAGUAUCGGGAGCUCUCCAGGUAUCCGCCCCCGUACCGGUAGUUCACCGGGCAUGGGACCACAGAAUGCUAUGAAGCAGAGAAUGCUCCGGAAACUGGACAUUAAGCCGCACCAAUCGCCUCGACGCUCGAUGAUGCAACAGAUUCGUAACCAGGACGGCCCGACAUCUCCGUUGAUGCUCGGUGGGAAGCCAUCAGCGGGCAAUAAGGACGUCCCGGAGGUGCAUCUUGAAGCGCAACAGGCACGACGUGCUACUACCACUAAACCCAGAGCUACAGGGAAGAAACGAGUACCGGUAAAGCGCCGAAAAACCGGGCCGACUACAUCUGUUCCGACCAAAUCUAAAUCUGAAACACCUCAGCGUAAGUCGUUAAGGAGAAAAGCGAAGCGCUCGACGUACCGCGAGACGGAUGAUAGUGGAAGUUCGGCUAGUGAACUGGAUGAUGAUCGCGAUGAAGACGUGGAUCCGAACGAUCUGGAACUUCCAGAAGACGAGAUGAACGUUUACGUACCAGCACGUGAGAGAGCGACGAUGUGGGCGAAAUCCCUACUUGACAAAGACAAGGAAGGCGAGGAUAAAGAAGACGAAGCCUCUCAAGCUAUGGUUGUACGUGAGAAGAAAGCUCCGACGCGUAGGAAACGCAGCAGCUCGAAUGCGUCUUCGGUAUCAUCGAUUGUUACCGGUAUCGGCGGCGGUAUCAUCCCACGAAGUAAACUAGAGGAGCUGUUGAAAAAAGAGCCGUCCCAGAUGACGAUGGGCGAGUUGGCACUAACAGUGCCCAAGGGCAGACGCAUGAAGCGCCACGAACGUGAAGAAGCCGCUUCAGACACGCCGCUGCUUACAGACGCAAGCGGAGAAGGCUCGAAUCUCCUGAACGUAAACGCACUUAACCGUGUGCGUUCCUUGUCAGUAUCAUCCGAGUCUGCAGCCUUCGCUGGCUCGCUAGUCACGCCGCAAGUGCAGAUUAUUGACGGACAAAUGGUCGUCAUGGAGAACACGAUCAAACUGGGGGACGAACUGCAACGUACAGCUGACGCACUGGGCGAAACCAGCGUGGGUGGAGAAAAUACCGGUUUACCGCCACGACACUCCGGUUCUCGGUAUAACUCGUCGCAUCCCAAUGGCCCCGGUAAACGGUGGGGCAAGGAGGAAACCAAGCAGUUUUACUAUUGUCUGAGUCAGGUGGGCCCCAAUUUCUCCAUGAUGGCUACACUUUUCCCCACGAGGAAGCGGAAAGAACUCAAGAGCAAGUUUAAGUACGAGGAAAAGAACCACGCCAAGCUUAUUGAGAUCGCGUUGCGGGCGUCUACGGCUCCUCUGGACUCGGAGAUGGUGGACGUUAUUUCUCAGAUGGUGGACAAGGAAGCGCAGAGGAAACUGGAAGCCAAGAAGAAGAGAAAAAGCAGAUCACAGAUCGGUCUACGCGGUCAGGAGGACGAUACAGCGUCGGUGGUGAGCUCAAGGGUUUCUUCGCCCGCAUCGACGCCGCAGGUGCACACGGAGGAGUUCGUGGAGACGCUGAACGAUGAAGAUCUCUUCCCACCCAGCAGACGCGGCUCGUUCGACUUUAGCGGUUAAAUCGGAUUGAGUUUUACCCUCAAUAGUGAGUACACAGUCAAUAUCACUGCGAUUUAGGAGAGAAAAAAAGAUAAAAUGUAGUUUUGCGGACCCAUAUAAGAGUUCAGUUGCACAGGUAGGUUCAUUCAACUCAGUUUUAG
This is a messenger RNA of Phytophthora nicotianae INRA-310, 2351 nucleotides long. RefSeq lists its product as hypothetical. The transcript has 4 exons. Lineage: Eukaryota; Oomycota; Peronosporomycetes; Peronosporales; Peronosporaceae. Bases 64 to 2211 code for a protein of 715 amino acids. Gene Ontology annotation, biological process: RNA polymerase III preinitiation complex assembly. The record is from RefSeq and is a predicted model, not a curated record. Gene Ontology annotation, cellular component: transcription factor TFIIIB complex. Gene Ontology annotation, molecular function: TFIIIC-class transcription factor complex binding.